Messenger RNA from Durio zibethinus, 1864 nucleotides. RefSeq lists its product as uncharacterized. The record is from RefSeq and is a predicted model, not a curated record. Lineage: Eukaryota; Viridiplantae; Streptophyta; Magnoliopsida; Malvales; Malvaceae.
UUUAGAAAUCAAGGACAACGCAGUAUCUUGUUCCCUAACUUUUGGUUGCUUAUUGAUCUCAGGAAGCUUGGAACAAAUUCAAUUCAGAAGAGCGGUAGCCCCGUGUUAGUAUGGAUGCCAAUUGCAUCAUUAUAAUUCACUAUGUUCUAUCUUCUGAGCGAAACGUUGAACCCCGAUUAUCAAUUAUCAUUACUCAUGCAUGCAGAUCAAGAGAUUUUGCUCAGGCAUAGACGAUUCAGAAAUUUGAAACCAUUAUUAAUUUAUUCCCACAUAAAACGAAGAACACAGUGAUACAAAUAUGCUUUACUCCUCACAUCCUGGUAUACCUUUGGCUUCUGGUGAAGACUGAAGAGGGACAGCAAAAAAAAGACUGGAAAUUUGAAACUACCGGUGAGAGAGUUCUUAAAGCAUUGAUCUAAACAUUGAAACAAGUACAUCUGAAAUAACCAUAACCAGGCCACCUAGAUGAUGAAGCUAUAUGUAUAAUCUGGAUCCUAAAAUUAACGGAUUACAUCAAUGUUAUAUAAGAAGGUAGAUGAAACAUUGAUAGUUAGCCAUAUUUAAGGAUGCUAUGCAACCUAACAAAAUCAAGACAAUUUUUUGGACCAAACUCCAUGUUAAUGUGCUUAUCUCAGUGACGUUAAUUCAACCAUUUGUCGCCAUUUCAAGCCUCUCAUCAGUGAUCCAUCCCUACGCUUUCGUGUCGUCAUGAAAAUGGUUCAUGACGUAUCUGCUUUUCCCUCUUAGCUGCUCCGUUUUGUCAAUGUGAUCCUACCUAAGCCGCAAACAACACAAUUUUCGUCGUGGUUGUUGAGAAUGGCGACUAAAGUCCAAGAGUCGUAAGCAUGUUCCCACACACCAAACAAUGAACAAUUUUAAUCAACUACAGCGUGCAUAAAUUCCUCUAUAAAUGCUACUAUUCUGUUGUUCUCCAUCAACAAUUGCCACCCACCCUUUUCUCUAUAUUUCAAACUUUGUACAUUCGCACUAUCUUGUCCUGCUAGCUAGCUUAUCCUCUUCUUAUCACGCCAUGGCCAUGCUUAGAGCCUUUAGCACAAGAAGAAGCCAUGGUGGCUAUGAACGGUUACUUGAAGCUGAAGUUGACGAGCCUGUUUCGAGCGUUAGUCGGUUUGAAGCACAGCUGAAGAGGGCUAGAAGUGUGCCAGCUCGAGUUUUUGGUUUAUCAAGAAAGUUCACCCCGGAAUCGACCAUGCCUGAAAAUUCUCAAGUGAAAAAAUCAUCGUCGUCGACUUCCAACAAAAAGGUUACCAAGAGUCCUCACCCACUGUUCAGUCUCUUUGAUGCUCGUCGGAAGAAGAAAACGACAGCAAAACCAGAAUAUGCUAGGUAUGUGGAGUAUCUGAAAGAAGGAGGGAUGUGGGACACGAAUGCAAAUAUGCCUGUCAUAUACUACAAAUGAAGAAGUACUUUUGUUCUUGUCUUGUUUGGAUAAAAAAGGAUUCGAACCCAUAAUUUGUACACAUAUCAAUUAGCUAGCUCGAUUGCUCCUUUACUUUGAUCUGUCCCUCGUUAACAUAACUAGAAACCAGGAGAGAAUAGAAAGGCAACGCAAUGAUGUCAUUAUGUGAACACAAAUGGCUUCGAACGUGGUAUAGACUGUGAAAGAGAUUGAAGAAUUUUAGUUCAAACCCAUUUCCUCACCUAGGAUUCAGAAUCUUUUGCUUUCACAAAUGGAACACAAAAAGGCCAAGAGCUGUCCAAUCCCAUUGUUUUGGACUCCAAAAAGCUUGUUUCCUUCACCUCAAUGUUUGGUCUUUUUCCUAAGCCCAUGCUCUUGAAUUCUUUUAUGCUGGCCAUGGGCCUUACCCCCAACUCAAGAAGGAGAUGAUGGGCCUGACGAACC